Molecule: messenger RNA, 2462 nt
Organism: Epinephelus lanceolatus (giant grouper)
Lineage: Eukaryota; Metazoa; Chordata; Actinopteri; Perciformes; Serranidae
Source: RefSeq, a predicted model, not a curated record
GACGAGUCCUUCCUGAUUCAUUCUGCCUGUCCAUCUCACCGACUGCUGCCAUGGCAUUUGUCGCUCCUCCUGGCUAUCAGCCAGUCUACAGCCCUAAUAUUCCAUAUCUGGGGCCCAUUUAUGGAGGCCUGAGGGAGGGGAUGUCCAUCUACAUCCAGGGCUCCGUUCCAGAGGACAUUACCAGGUUCUUUAUCAACCUGCUCUGCGGAGAGUCCGAGUCCAGCGACAUUGCCCUCCACUUCAACCCUCGAUUUGAUGGCUGGGACAAGGUUGUCUUCAACUCAUGUCAGGAUGGAUCCUGGGGGUCUGAGGACAAGAUUCGUGAUAUGCCUUUCAGUAAAGGCCAGGCUUUUGAAAUGGUCAUCAUGAUUUCUUCACAGGGUUACCAGAUCAAAGUUAAUGGGAAUGACUUCUACACCUUCGAACACCGUGUCCCUGUGGAGAGAGUUUGUGCAAUGCAGGUCGCAGGAGAUGUUUCUGUUCAGACGAUUAACAUCAUAGGGGGUGCUUCAGGUGGCAUGAAUAGGUAUCCUGGAGGAACGGGAGGUGGAAUGGGAGGAGGAAUGGGAGGCGGUAUGGGAGGUGGUAUGGGAGGAGGCAUGGGAGUAAGUAUACCUAAUUUGGGUGCAGAAAAUGAAUUCAACACAGCAUUGUACAGGAUUCAACAUGUUCACAACUUUUUAACAGGGAGGAUAUCCAGGAGGUUGCAUGGGGGUAUGCUAUUUUUUUUUUUUUUUACCUUUGAAGGCAAAUAUUUCUACUUGCCCUUGCUUCUUCUAACUGAUACACAGGGAGGAUAUCCAGGUGGCAUGGGAGGAGGCAUGGAAGGAGGCAUGGGAGGAGGCAUGGGAGGAGGAAUGGGAGGAGGAUAUCCCGGAGGCGGCAUGGGGGGUGGAUAUCCAGGAGGCAUGGGAGGUGGUAUGGGGGGAGGAUUUCCAGGAUCAAACCUGCCGGGCAUGGGUGGGCAGCCAGUCUACAACCCUCCUGUGCCUUACUCCAACAUGAUCCCAGGAGGGAUGUACCCUAAGAGGACCAUCAUCAUCAGAGGCAUUGUACCCUAUGGAGCAGACAGAAUGAGCAUCAACUUCAUGGUGAGCAGAUCUCGGGACGUCGCCUUCCACAUGAACCCCAGGGUGAGGGAGGGGAUUGUGGUGAGGAACAGCAUGAUUGGAGGCGACUGGGGCCAGGAGGACAGAGAGCUCAGCAUGAACCCCUUCAUGGAGGGACAGUACUUCGAUAUGUCGAUUCGCUGCGGGAACCAGAGGUUCAAGGUGUUUGUGAACGGGCAGCACUUGUUUGACUUCUUCCACCGCCUGCAGUCCUUCAAUGAGAUUGACUUGCUGGAGAUAGAGGGCGACGUGCAGAUCUCCUACAUCCACUUCUGAGACUAUGCACCUGUUGUAGUUAUUCUCUAAUUGGGGCUACAUUUCACAUUAAAAAAGCACAAAUGUAAUGUGCUUUCUCAUAAAAGCAAUCAGUGAUUUAUGGUUAAAAAUAUCCACUAACUGCAGAGCUUCAACAUUAGCAACCUUUUUGACAUUUUAAAGGAAAAGCAUAUUUUUGCUAGUUGCCCGUAGGGUCACGUCAACUAUGUUACUCAUGAGUUGGCCCAUACUGGUUGACUAAGUUGACAGCAGACAAUUUAACAAUUUUAGCCCCUAAUUUCAAUGGUAGGCCUAGCAUGGCUGACAACAUGCUGUUGUCUUUAGCAGGUUAAUACCAAAUUUCAACAUACAUUUGAAUUAGAAACAUAAAAGAUCUGUGAACCAUAAAAUGUACGCAACAUAGUUGACGGUCAAUUAAUACAGUCCUACACAAUGCACUGUUACUGACAAAAUAUUUAAAAAUAUGAAAGGACACACACCAUUUUCAAGAUGGCCGCCACUGAGAAAGAUGACAUCCUGUGAUGCUGGUCACAUGGAUUUGGAACAAGCCAUUUCUUAGGUUUUUUUUUUUUUUUUUUUUGUAUUUGAUUUAAAUAUGAAACUCAAUAUAAGAACUUGUUUUUCUAAAGUGUUUAGAGCUUUUAAAUAACAGAUAAUGCUAACUAAUAGUUUUUAAUUAUUUUGAUGUCAAGACCCACUCAACUGAAAAAAUGGAAAUUGCAAAAACUGUUGAUGUGUGCAACAUUGUGCAUAAAAUGUUUGAUUUUAUAAUAGGCUUCCCUUAAUUGGUAAGAAAAUAGUUUUUAAAAAUAUUAUCUUUAAUAGACAUGAAAUGUACCCCCAGUUUUAGAAUCACUCAAAAAAGUUGUACAUUUUCAUUGAUUGUGUGUGUCAUGUCAGCUGUUAUUUGAUCUUUCAGAGUAUAUGUCCUUACCUCAGGUCCUUAAACUUCCAGCUGUGUAUUGCAGAUCUUGAUUAAGACAAAGGUGACCUCAUCAUCGGCUGUAUUGUUGAGUUAAUAAAUGUAAGUAACACGUAUGAUAUAGAUGAGAUAAACGUUGACUACAACAAAGCUCA